Molecule: messenger RNA, 3135 nt
Organism: Vigna unguiculata (cowpea)
Lineage: Eukaryota; Viridiplantae; Streptophyta; Magnoliopsida; Fabales; Fabaceae
Product: putative disease resistance protein RGA1
Molecular function (GO): protein binding; ADP binding
Source: RefSeq, a predicted model, not a curated record
UAUCCCUAAGGACACAAGUAUUAUAGUCAUUCCCAAGGUUAAGACAACAUUAAAUCAGUAAAAAUUGACUUUGGGUGUUGACUUGUGAAGAGAUUGUAUGAGCAUAGAGGCACAAUCGGCACGAACAGAAUUUCACUCCAAAUCCUUUCCGCUAUACGAAAAAACAUGGCCGAUUAUUUUGUCUUCGAUAUUGUUAACUCACUGCUAGGGAAGAUUGCUACUUAUGCCUAUGAGGAAGUUUCUCAAGCCUACGGUUUGUACGAGGAUGUGCAAGGGAUCAAAGACACUUUGUCAAUUGUGAAAGGUGUGUUGUUGGAUGCCGAGGAGAAGAAAGAACACAAUCAAGCCCUGCGCGAAUGGCUAAGGCAGAUUCAAAACGUUUGCACCGAUGCUGAAGAUGUGUUGGAUGGAUUUGAGUAUCAAAGCUCACGAAAGCAAGUUGUCAAAGCUUCAGGCAGCAUCAGGGUGAAGGUAGACCACUUCUUUUCUUCAUCUAAUUCUCUUGUUUUUCGUCUUAGAAUGGCUCAUCAAAUCAACGAUGUUAGGGAGAGAUUGGAUAAGAUAGCAGCUGAUGGGAACAAGUUUGGUCUUGAGAGGAUUGAUGUUGACAAUAGACUUGUCCAGAGGAGAGAAAUGACACAUUCCCAUGUUGAUGCUUCUGAUGUGGUGGGAAGGGAGAGUGAUAGGGACGAAAUUAUCAAACUUUUGAUGCAGUCUCACCCUGAUGGGGAUAAAAGUGUUUGUGUUAUUCCCAUAGUGGGUAUUGGAGGGUUGGGAAAGACCACACUUGCAAAGUUGGUGUUUAAUGAUAAGAGGGUAGAUGAACUUUUCAAGUUGAAGAUGUGGGUGUGUGUGUCUGUUGAUUUUGACAUUAAGCAGAUAAUUAUUAAAAUCAUAAACUCUGCUUCUGCUUCUUCCUCAGCUCCAACAAUGGCUCUUGGUCACCAAGAAAACAUCAACAGCUUAGAUAUUGAUCAGCUGCAAAGUCGUCUUAGACACAAGCUUUCUGGUGAGAAGUUCAUCCUUGUCUUGGAUGAUAUAUGGAAUGAUGAUUAUGCGAAAUGGAUAGAGUUGAAAAACUUAAUAAAAGUUGGUGCUGUGGGAAGCAAAAUCAUAGUGACAACACGGAGUAACUCCAUUGGUUCAAUGAUGGGAACCAUUUCUCCAUAUAUUUUAGAAGGCCUUUCUCCACAGAAUUGCUUAUCCCUGUUUGUGAGAUGGGCAUUUAAGGAUGGUCAAGAGAAGCAACAUCCAGAUCUGAUGGAGAUAGGGAAAGAAAUUGUGAAAAAAUGCCGUGGGGUUCCACUGGCAGUGAGAACCUUAGGAACUUCCCUCUUCUCUGCUUCAGAUAUAGAGAAGUGGGAAUUUGUUAGGGAUCAUGAGAUAUGGAAUUUGAAGCAAAAGAGAGAAGAUAUCUUACCUGCACUUAAGUUGAGCUAUGAUCAAAUGCCAUUCCAUUUGAAGCACUGUUUUGCUUACUUCUCACUUUUUCCCAAAGAUUUUCGUUUUAUUAACACAGAAAUUACUAAUCUUUGGGCGUCACUUGGACUACUUCAAUCACCGGAUGGAAGUCAAAAAGUGGACAAGAUUGCAAGACAAUAUAUAGAAGAGCUACAUUCAAGAUCUUUUCUUCAGGAUUUCACUGACUAUGGACUCUUCUAUUUUUUCAACGUACACGAUUUGGUGCAUGAUCUUGCUCUCUAUGUUGCGAAGGAGGAGUUUCUGAUGGUAGAUUCACGUACUCAAAGAAUAGCUGAGCAAGUUAGGCACUUAUCAAUUGUUGAAACUGAUUCUCUUGACCAUACCUUGUUUCCCAAAUCCAAAAGUCUGAGAACAAUUAUUUUUCCCGUUGAAGGAGUGGGUCUUGCUAGAGAAACUCUUCUGCAGACAUGGUUAUCAAGAUACAGAUACUUACGGAUCUUAGAUUUGAGUGAUUCUUCUUUCGAGACCCUUCCAAAUAUAAUCUCUAAACUGGUGCACCUGCGAGUUCUUGAUCUUUCUAACAACCGCCAAAUCAAAAAACUUCCUCAUUCUAUUGGCAAACUCCAGAAUUUGCAAGUUUUCUCAGUCAGCGGAUGCAUGCAGCUUGAAGCAUUGCCUAAAGGACUUGGGAUGUUGAAGAAGCUUCGAGAGCUGAAAAUAACCACAAAACAAUCUUUUCUGUCACAGGAGGAAGUUGCAAAGUUGAGCAAUCUUCAAACCUUGAGCUUUGAAUACUGCGUGAACUUGAAGUUUCUGUUGGAAAAGGAACAACUCGCUCAGCUCAGUUCCCUUCAGAUAUUGGUUGUUCGAUCAUGUGGGAGCCUAGAGUCCUUACCCUUUUACAUUCUGACUAAACUAGAGGCUCUCUUUGUCGCAGAUUGUGAGAAGUUAAAUUUGUUUUUGGACGAGGAAGCGCAAACACUGAGGAUGAAGUUCCUACAUGUGGAGAAUUUUCCGUGGCUAACUAGACUUCCUACAUGGAUCGAAGGAGCUGCAGAUACUUUGCAGACCUUGAUUAUUUAUAAUCUCUCUAUCCUUUGCUUACUUCCUGAGUGUUUACCUGAAAUGACUCAUCUUAAGAGACUCCACAUUUCUGAAUGUCCUUCACUUCUCUUUCCUUCAACUCACAUGCAUCGCCUCACUACCAUUGAAGAUUUGAGCAUAGAAGGUUGCCCUGCCUGGAAUAAAAUAAGGGACAAGCCUUAUUUUACAUGACAACAAGACCAAGUAACCAACAUCAGAGGAUGCAAUGCCAUCGUUAUGGUGACGGAGCUUCAACCAACUUUCCAGGUUUUCUUGCUUACACCUCUGAAUACCGAAUCUGCGGAUCGACUCGAGGCAUUGAUGUCAUCGUCGUUAUUGUAGACAGCAGUAUGCGUCUCAGGGGUGUCUCGGCACGUGUGUGUUCCGAACGUCGACGUGUGAGCUUUUCAUUCGAAGCCUGUGUGUGUGACCAAGGAAUCUGACGUGUGAUGUGAUGGUAUCUAUCAGAAAGACAACUCCAAACUUCUUAAGCCGUUUCCAUCCAAAGCACAGUCUGUGUAAUUGAUGAAAACCCACAAGUGUGUUGCAUGGCCCCAUGCUAAGUAACUCAGGUAGGACUAAUGUGCCAUCAACAAAGUCCCAUCCAUCUUUUUCAUAUUUUGCCUCCAA